AUGGGAUCCUCAAGCUCUAAGCAGAAGCAUGCCACCUGGGGCCCUGGUGGAAACCCUACGAAAGCACAGCAGCCAGGUGGAUUUCCACCGGCCAACUCUCUUGCUGUGUCCUCUGUCACCCACACCGGAACCGCGCCCAAGUGGUGUGACAAGGGCUCAUCUCAGCACAAUGAUUUCUACCGCAACAACACGCAGCAUUUGAGGCAGAACGGCGCCCUUGAUUCUCAAAGGAUGCCACCGACAUCGCCAUUUCGUCAGCAGUACGAGGCUGGUAAAGACUUGGACCAGCUCGCUCAGGAUCUAGAUAAUAAAGUCAAAGCCCACGGCAAAACAAAAGAUCCGGUGGUGGCAAAGAAGCAAAAGAAACUGGGCAACCCGGACUACGGCGGGCAGCCGCUCGAGUCGCGUCAGUGGCAUAACGGAGCAGCCGAUCUCUUAGACGAAUCCGGCCGUACCUGGAAAGCAGCUGGCAUUGAGAGACAAAAGACAGCUCAGAACUUCAUUGGGUAUGACAGCCUUCAAGGACACCACGGUCAUCAAAAGCGCAUCGCCAAGUGUAAUCAGUCGGCAGAGAAAAGAGCUGAAAAGGCGGAAUAUCACCGAAAACAGGUCCCCUGA
Molecule: messenger RNA, 618 nt
Organism: Colletotrichum karsti
Lineage: Eukaryota; Fungi; Ascomycota; Sordariomycetes; Glomerellales; Glomerellaceae
Exons: 2
Coding region: 1-618 (205 amino acids)
Source: RefSeq, a predicted model, not a curated record